AGUACCAAAUCACAUGAAUUAAAUGCGAUUUCUACUACUACUCGCCAUCUCCAUUACCUACGCGUCGGCCCUAUCUUGUCCGGAAGUUACUCUAUCACAACGGCCGAAACAUUGCAAAAAAGAGUGUAUAGCAGACGAAGAUUGUAAAAGAAACAAAAGAUGUAUGUGCGACGGAGAAUGUGGCUUGAGCUGUGUGAACCCAAUUGCAAUGUGCCACCCACUUCCAAAUAUUGAAAAUGGAUUUAUACGAACUGCUGGUGAUUUGCGAUUUGGAUCAAAUGCAGAAUAUGGAUGCAACAAGGGAUAUAUACUAGUUGGUGCCAGUCAGAGAAGAUGUCAGGCUAACAAAGAAUGGAGUUCUUCACAACCUGUUUGCAGGUUACAAUUAAAAUGCGGGCCACCACCGGAAAUUCCAUUUGCCGUUCACGACGGGUCUUCAUUUUCCGGAGAGUAUGACCUUGAUGCUGAAGUUGCUUAUAAUUGCAUACCAGGCUAUCACAAAUUCAACGCAAAAGGUCUUUCAAUAUCAAAAUGUCUGUUGAAUCGGAAAAAUGUUGCACAAUGGUUUGGACCUGAUUUGAGAUGUAAAGCAAGAGCAUGUCCGGAUCCCGGAGAUAUAGAAAAUGGUCUUCGAGAGGGAGAUACAUUUGAAUAUCCCCAUCACGUCAAGUAUUCAUGUAACCCUGGUUUUCUUCUUGUCGGUUCGACUUCCCGUCAAUGCUCCAGUAACGGAGAAUGGACAAAUGAGCCGGCUAAUUGUAAAGCUACUGAAUGCUCUCGUCCGUCAAGCCCACUUCAUGGAAAAGUUGUCGGUAGCUCAUUGACAUACCAGUCCGUUGUGACGUACUCCUGUGAUCAUGGUUAUCGCCUCGUUGGUCAAGUUCAACGAAUAUGUUUAGCUGAGGGAAUAUGGGGAGGAAAUGAGCCGCGAUGUGAAGAAAUUCGAUGUUCAGUACUUCCAACCCUUCCCAAUGGAUACAUUGAGGGCAGUGAAACGUCAUUCGGAGCUGUCGCAGUUUUCAGGUGCUUGGAAACAAUGACUCACGAGGGAGCGUCAAAGGCAAAAUGCAUGGAAGAUGGUCAAUGGAGUGCUCCGAUUCCAAGAUGUUUAGCUUCUUGUAGAGUACCACAUAUACAAAAUGGAAAAAUAAGAGACAAAAGCGAAGGUCAACUCAUUGCGUCCGGUUCCAAAGUGAUUGUUGAAUGCAAUAAGCAACACGAAGCAAACAUCGAUGAACGCCUAAUUUGUAGCAAUUCCACAUGGUCACAUGUUCCAGUUUGUAGUCCUUUAAGCUGCCACAAUUGGCCGCCAAGGGUUCCACAUGCUCGAAUUCUAUUCUCGAAAUCAUCGCACGGCUCAAUCGCCAAAUAUGAAUGCAACAAUGGUUAUCAUCCAAACAGAAAUAAUCAAAUUAUAAAAUGUCUUUAUGGAGAAUGGACUAAAGACGGACCACCAAUGAAAUGUUUACCAAGUUGGUGUGAACACCCUAGCAAAACAUAUGGAACACUUCCUGGCGGACAAAUACUUCUGGAGGGAAUCCUUGGUGCAUACGAGUUUCAAAGUUAUAUUCAAAAAGUAGAAGAAGGGAGAGCUAUCAGUUUUCAGUGUGGGAAGGGCAAUUAUUUGAUUGGGCCCCCUAAGGCAACUUGUGUGAAUGGUGAAUGGAUGCCAAAAGUGUCACCCAAAUGUGUUUCGCAAACGCAUCCAAUGAUUGAAGGAAAAAUUCUUUGGGACCGAAAAAAACGAAGUUUGCCUGGCAGAGCCGUAAGAGAAUAUGUCGAUGAUGAACUAUCAACUCAUCGGCAACACUCGGGAAAAUGUGGAAUUGUGUCGGGAAAACUUGAAAGAAUGAUAAUGCAACACUCUGACAAUGGAGUCUCGGUGAUUUGCAGAGAAGGAUACGAAUUUGCUAGCGAAAGAGUUGUCGGAAAAUCUACUUGUGUUAACGGGAAAUGGAAACCUGAAAUAGCAGAGUGCAUUCCAAAAUCAUGUCGGGUACCAAUAAGACUUCACGUGUUUUUUUUAAAAGCGGGUACAUCUCAAAUUUUGCAAUCCAAUGAUGUAGUAGAAGAUGGAACUGUCGCGCAAAUGGCAUGUCUACGUGGUUUCCAUUUAAGCGGUAAUGGAGUUCUAGAAUGUAUAAAAGGAGACCUCAGAGAGCCACUCGGUCAUUGUGUACCACAAGAAUGUAUAUUAUCUGAGUUAAUCGUUGGAAAAUACAAUACAACAGCUGAAACUAUCAAAAAUGGAGAGAAAGUUCUUCUAAUGUGUACAGGUACAAAUGUAACCAUAUCUUGUUCCAAGGGUAGUUUGAACCCUCUACCAUCUUGUCAUGAAAACGAAUCCCGGUUUUGCAUUGCGCCUCAAGAUACCACGCCUGCAAUUAUUUACAGAUAUCAUGGAUUAAGGAAAACCCACAUUGAUAGAUAUCAGACAGCCUAUCCUAAUGGGACUAUUUUUCAGUUCAAAUGUAACGACAAAGAAGAGGCCGGCGGUAUAGAGUGUGUAAAUGGAGAAUGGGUCAGCAACUUACUGCCAUGUGUCACUGCUAACAUUACCAAUUGGAAAACUCCGACCAACGACGAAAUGUGCCCACCUCUGCGCUUAGAAUUGAAUCAGAAAAUAUUCAACGUGGAAAACUACAUACCUCAUCAUAUGCAUCUGUUUGCUCAUGGGACAAUACUCAAUGUUGGCUGCUUGACAACAAGCAAUUCUGCAGAAACUGUGCCAAUCAAAUGCAGACGGGGAAAGUGGGGUUACAAGAAGAAAUUGAACUGUUCCAAAACCGAAACAAUUUGCACUCUAAAAAUGAAUAUCAACUCUCACACAGUCAUCUAUCACACACAGAAGAAAGAAACAGUUGUGUUCAACCAAAAUUUUGAGUCUGGAUCCAAAUUGUUGUUCCGAUGUGCUAAUAUUGGAUUGGAGCAGUUGCAUGGAAAAAAAGAAUUGCAGUGUUAUAAUGGUGUAUGGAGUAGUCCUAUUCCAUACUGUAUUCCAAUUCAAGCCACCGGAACCAGUGUGCCAAUUAAGUAUUCAGUUACUCAUGGUACUCAUGCCAUCUCAUCAAAAGGCGAACUGAUUGUAUCCAGAGCGGCAAAUGUGAAAUUGGCAUGUCUCACUGAGAAAGUGGCAUCGGAUCCAAUUUGGAAAGUCACUUCCACUUACCGUUCGUAUCCGACGCAGUGGACAAAGGCAAAAACUGGAGAUUACGAUGAUAUUGACGGAUUUGAAAUUUCAAUAGCUAGUGUACAACCAUUCGACAGUGGAAUGUUGCACUGCGUUUUGCCAAAUGGUGCUAGAAAUUCAAUAAAGCUAAUUGUUCACGAAGAAAAAUGCCUACUUCCAAUUGGCCCGACAAACUUACAAGUAGAUCUAUCGAGCCCUACAUUGUUCGUCGGAACUGUUGCUCAGUUUUCGUGCCCGCCGGGAUUUUCUGUAGAGGGAAGUGCAGUUUCUACUUGUCUUGAAGAUGCAACAUGGAGUCACUCAGCACCAAGAUGUGUUGCAGCUCACUGCCCGGCAGUAUUUGUAAAUGGAACCCGGAUGACUGUGACGGUGACUUCUUAUAGAACUGGCGGUGUCGCUCAUUUCAAAUGCCAUAAAGGAUUCACGUUGAUUGGAGAACAAAACUUGCAUUGUACAACUCAAGGAACUUGGAGUCACGACUUCCCAUACUGCAACGUUGUCCAUUGCCCACCUCUUCUUCCGCCGGCAAAUGGUCAUUUUAUUGGAGAGCCAAAGGAGAUUAACACAAAAGGAGACAUUGUUUUGCUUGGAUGCCUCCCGAAUUACAUGCUGACUGGCGGCGAUUUUUCUGUCUGCCAAGCCGAUGGCGAAUGGAGCGAGAUCAAGACGAAAUGCGACGGCUACUGUAGGCAUCCAGGGCAACCCGACCAUGGAGCUACCACCACAAUUGCUAAAGAUUAUUAUUCUAUCGGGGAGAAAAUUGUGUUUUACUGCCCGUCUCAGAAUUACAAAUUGAGUUCUGACAAUGUUUUGGUUUGCAUAUCGCCUGGUCAAUGGUCACGACGUUUACCGCUAUGUCUACCUUCCAAUUCUUAAAAUUGGCUGACUAAUUUAUCAAUCAAAAAUAAAUUCCUUUCUCCCUCUUAUGUCUCAGUCUCAAGGUUUAGUUUUUAAUUCUCAAUUUGGGUGUUUUUGGGAGUGGAAUGGAAUGAAGAU
Caenorhabditis elegans is the source of this 4186-nucleotide messenger RNA. It is a transcript of the gene lev-9, whose product is annotated as Protein lev-9. The transcript is spliced from 27 exons. Bases 23 to 4066 code for a protein of 1347 amino acids. The record is from RefSeq and is marked reviewed. Gene Ontology annotation, molecular function: peptidase inhibitor activity. Gene Ontology annotation, cellular component: synapse; extracellular region. NCBI's taxonomy places the organism in Eukaryota, Metazoa, Nematoda, Chromadorea, Rhabditida, Rhabditidae.